UACCUUAUGGCCAGUCCAUCGCUGAUGAAAAUGUGUGCACGGGUUCAUAUCUCGUUUGUCAUGUUGCACUGACUAGGCAAUUACUAGCGUCUCAUGGUCUCUAAACCUCUGAAUACGUCCUGGGACGCCCCUUUAAACGCUACUUCGUGGGGGAAGACGUGCCCAGGAGGGACUAAUGCGCAAUUAUUUGGUGUCGAAGAAGAUUGCCUGAGCAUCAACAUCAUCCGACCGGAAGGUGUGUUAGACGAGGAUGAACUGCCUUUCCUCCUGUGGAUAUACGGCGGGAACUGGUAUGUAGGAUCUGCAACGGACCCCCGUUUCAACGGGAGCUAUAUUGUACAGCGUUCUGUUGAGCUCGGAAAGCCUAUUAUCUUUGUUUCUGUCAAUUACCGUCUAUCUGUUUUGGGGUUCUCGCUAGGAGAGGAAUCUGCAGAUGCCAGUAUACUCAACCUAGGUAUCCGAGAUCAAAGACUGGUUUUGCAGUGGCUUCAGGAUAAUAUAUCCGCUUUUGGUGGAUCACCUAAGAAAGUUAUUAUUCUGUUGGUGAAAUCAGCGUCACUAUCCAUAUGGCCGCUUAUGGCGGUCAAAAUGAAGGUUUAUUUCGGGCAGCCAUAGUAGAUUCAGGCGUCUUCUCCAUAAGGAAUGGGUUAGUUUUUUCCCAGGCUGCUCUUUGAAAUUCUCUGCUGGAAACUGCCGGCUGUAAUAACUCAUCCGACAGAAUUUCAUGCCUUCGCUCCAUGCCGUUUGCUGAUCUGUAUGCAGCCACCUUGAACGUGACCUACUGGCCACUCGAGGUACCAGACAAUGAUUUCAUUCAGGAGUUUCCGUACAAGGCAUUGCAGGAUGGCAA
This is a messenger RNA of Guyanagaster necrorhizus, 850 nucleotides long. RefSeq names its product alpha/beta-hydrolase. Lineage: Eukaryota; Fungi; Basidiomycota; Agaricomycetes; Agaricales; Physalacriaceae. The transcript has 6 exons. Bases 94 to 615 code for a protein of 173 amino acids. The record is from RefSeq and is a predicted model, not a curated record.